AUGUCUUUCACUUCCAUUAAAGGAUUGCUCUCCAACUACUCGCCAGUCACGGAGUCGCCGGACAUGGAAAAGGAAUAUCGUUACCCACUUCGAAAUGGGUCCGAAGAUCUGGAAUCUGCCAGCGGGAGUGAAGCAAUCAAGCCAGCUCGAAGGGAAGGCACAGAGAAGAAAGAGUCUAAAAUCAUUGAUGGGCGGACAGUUUCGGAUGCCAUUAUCGGUCUAUCAGAUGGCUUAACGGUUCCUUUUGCUCUCACUGCGGGAUUGUCCGCUCUCGGAGAUACGAAAGUGGUUGUCUUCGGCGGUCUGGCAGAGCUCAUUGCUGGAGCUAUCUCUAUGGGACUGGGCGGAUAUUUAGGCGCAAAGAGUGAGGAGGAAUCCUACAGAGCUACCCUCAAAGAGACUCGAAACCAAGUGGUCGCGGACCCAUCCGCUACAACAGAGACCAUCUCCGAAAUCUUUGCACCCUACGACCUCCCAUCUGAACUCGUCUCACAACUCACCGAUCACCUGUCUGCCUCUCCCAUGCUCCCUUCAUUUCUCAUGAACUUCCACCACACGCUUCCUGAACCAUCCGGCUCCCGUGCGCUCAUCUGCGCUUUGACCAUCGCGUUAGGCUACUUCAUUGGGGGGUUCGUGCCGUUGCUUCCUUACUUCUUCGUCGGGCCGCACGACGCAUUCAUCGCGUUGCGCUGGUCCAUCGCCACUAUGGCUAUAGCACUGUUUCUCUUCGGGUACGGCAAGACAUGCUUCGUGAGCGGUUGGAAGGGCAGACAGAAUAUCCGACGAGGGUUCAUUGGCGGCAUGCAAAUGGUCCUUGUGGGGGGUGUCGCAGCCGGGUCAGCAAUGGGACUAGUCAAGGGGUUCCAAUUGCUCGCUUCCUCCGGCGAGGGUCAUGGCGAGCCAUGA
Aspergillus udagawae is the source of this 906-nucleotide messenger RNA. Its product is annotated as VIT1/CCC1 transporter family protein. The record is from RefSeq and is a predicted model, not a curated record. The transcript is spliced from 2 exons. Lineage: Eukaryota; Fungi; Ascomycota; Eurotiomycetes; Eurotiales; Aspergillaceae. Gene Ontology annotation, cellular component: fungal-type vacuole membrane. The coding region runs from base 1 to 906 and encodes 301 amino acids. Gene Ontology annotation, biological process: intracellular manganese ion homeostasis. Gene Ontology annotation, molecular function: manganese ion transmembrane transporter activity; iron ion transmembrane transporter activity.